AUUAGUCUACUGUCAAACUCUUGAGAAACGUAUUCAUUUGCAGCUUGUGAUUGUUUACUGCUGAAGUAAUGUGGGAUGAACCGGAGCAAAGGACGACCGCCUUUGUGUGGCAGAAAAAACUCGAGAAGCAAGGGUUGAAGAACCUUUCCCGGAAAGAGCUGGAAUUGCUGAAUCGUAAAAAGCAGCAGGAAAAUGUAAUCGAACUGGAGAAACUGAAAAAGCGACGUCAGGAACGGGAGCACCAACAACAGCAGCGGGAGGAUGAUAUGUACCUGAUGCAGCGCUCAAAAGAAGCUGCUCAGUUUGAUGAAUGGCAGCGGCAGGAGGAAAAUUUUCACCUGGAGCAAGCGAAGCUGAGAAGCAAGAUACGCAUUCAGGAUGGGCGGGCGAAGCCGAUUGAUUUGCUAGCGCAGUACAUAUCUGAGCAAAAUCUAGAAGAAUCGAUCGAGAUGCAGAUGCACGAACCAUACACGUACCUGAACGGGUUAGGUUUGGACGAUUUGGAGGACUUGCUGGCAGAUAUUAAAGUCUAUAACGAUUUAGAGAAGAGUCAGAAUGCAGACUACUGGUGUGACUUGACGAUUAUUGUAGAAGAUGAGCUGCAAAAGUUGCGUAAGGUUGAAGCCGAAAAGCACCGAAUGGCUACAGGGCGACGUGAGGGUAUUCACCAAAGCGUAGCUAAAGAUGUGACGCAGAUUUUUAAAGGUAAGAGUUCAUCGCAGUUGGAGGAACUCAAGAAGAAAAUUGAGGAUAAAAUAAAUAGCCAACAGGAUGGUUUAGAUAUUGGAUACUGGGAAAGUUUACUUUCUCAAUUGAAGGCUCACAUGGCAAGAGCACGACUAAGAGAUCGCCACCAGGAGAAUUUGAGAAACAAGUUGGAAAUGCUGAAACAAGAGCAAGAGUUGAAUGUUAAAAAAGAAGAAGACAUUGAUCCAGAGGCUGGACCCAGUAGAGCAGGUCCAGCCGAAUCUACAAAAAUAGAACCGACAGACGAAGACUCCCAAGACAGUAGUAGUCAAUCUGGUGCCGAGCAAGCGAAGGAUGAGGAGAAUGUCGAGAACGAUCUUCUAAAUGAGUGCUUUGAGCUUUAUAAAAAAGGAGGCUACGAACCAAAGUACAUUUCGGAAAAAGAUCUAGAAUCUGGAAUUGUUAUUAUUUCGGAAGAGAAAGACGAAGAGGACGUGGAUCUUUUGCGACAGAAAGUACUUGGAAUUAAUCAAGAAGAUGAAACGUUUUCCAAAGACGAAAUAAUAUUGCGAAAAGAGGCAAAACGAGGCAUGAAUGAGGACGAAGCUGAAUUUUCCGUGGAAUCUCGGGUAGACAAUCAAAUUUAUCUCUGGUCGGAUAAAUAUCGUCCAAGAAAACCACGCUAUUUCAAUCGGGUUCAUACGGGCUUUGAGUGGAACAAAUACAACCAGACUCACUACGAUAUGGACAAUCCUCCGCCAAAAAUAGUCCAAGGCUACAAGUUCAAUAUUUUCUAUCCUGAUUUGAUCAACAAAAACACCACGCCGCAGUAUUUCCUGACGCCUUGUUCGGACAAUCCGGACUUUGCGACGCUGCGUUUCCACGCCGGUCCACCGUACGAAGACAUCGCAUUCAAAAUCGUUAACCGCGAGUGGGAGUUUAGCUACAAACGAGGAUUCCGCUGUCAGUUUCACAAUAACAUAUUUCAGCUUUGGUUCCAUUUCAAACGGUACCGCUACAGGCGGUAGAGUUAUUUUUUACCAUAUUACGAUAAGUCCACAAUUGUGGAGUUUAUAUUCAGAUUUAAAGUUACUAGAAUGCGCUGAUAAACGUAAUG
Messenger RNA from Topomyia yanbarensis, 1804 nucleotides. It is a transcript of the gene cactin, whose product is annotated as splicing factor Cactin. Lineage: Eukaryota; Metazoa; Arthropoda; Insecta; Diptera; Culicidae. Gene Ontology annotation, cellular component: spliceosomal complex; cytoplasm. The record is from RefSeq and is a predicted model, not a curated record. The transcript has 2 exons. Bases 69 to 1715 code for a protein of 548 amino acids. Gene Ontology annotation, molecular function: protein binding. Gene Ontology annotation, biological process: mRNA cis splicing, via spliceosome.